Molecule: messenger RNA, 966 nt
Organism: Aspergillus ochraceoroseus IBT 24754
Lineage: Eukaryota; Fungi; Ascomycota; Eurotiomycetes; Eurotiales; Aspergillaceae
Exons: 8
Coding region: 1-966 (321 amino acids)
Source: RefSeq, a predicted model, not a curated record
AUGGAUCCGCCUCCCGAGGUGAUGGCUACAUGGCCAAAGCCAAACUACAUCAAUCCUCAGUGUCAAGGGCCCCAGCUUCGUAUUUUCAGCGUCAUUCUUCUGGCCUUGAGCGUGACUAUGGUCGGAUCCCGGUUAUGGGUUCGAAUUCAUAUCAAAAGAUCUGCAGGGUGGGAUGACUGGAUCAUGAUUUGUGCUCUUCCAUUUUUAAUAACCAUCACGGUCCUCGUGAAUCGCGGGACCGAUUACGGUUGGGGAUAUCAUCUCUGGGAUUAUAAGAUUGAAUGGCAAAAACCCUCAAUGAUGCUCAACUUCAUUUGUCAGGUCCUUUUUACAACAAUCAUGACACUCGUUAAACUUUCGAUUCUUCUGUCAUACCUGCGAUUUCUAACGGUUCCUUUAUUUCGAUACAUGAACUGGACGAUGAUUGCUCUGGUGCUUGCAUGGGGGUCGGGCAUGUUAUCCUAUACCUACUUUAUCGCCCUUUUUCUGGCCUGUAGCCCUCUAGAAGCCUACUGGGAUAUCGGUGCUUUUCAGACUGCAACCUGUGAUAACGAACAGUCUCGAAGUCUGUCUUUUACCAUUACAAACCUGAUCACCGACAUCCUUAUUGUGCUCAUUCCAAUCCGAACAUUUUGGAUGCUGAAAUUGCCGACACGUGAAAAGCUUCUGCUAACAGGCCUGAUGAGUCUCGGUCUAUUGGCAUGUAUUGCCUCGGCGAUUCGAAUAUACUACGCUUACCGGAUGUUCUAUGGUUCAUAUGAUGUGUCAUGGGAGGUAUACCAAGUUUGGUUCUGGAUUCUUGUUGAAAUCAACUUGGCUGUCAUAUGUGCUUCCAUGCCGACGCUCCGACCCCUUACACAAAGAUACUUCCCCAAACUUGGAUUCAAGAGCUCAAAUAUAUUAAUUGCAUCUAACCGCAACCACAACCGCAUACACAUGGCCAUUCCACAAUUUCUUACUCCGUAA